CUCCCUUUGAUAGAUUAUUACUGCUUUUAUUUGCUGUUUUGACUCUGCACGUCUGUGAUCAUGCGAUAACCAAGCUCAUACAUUGUCACAAUGUCGACAUCACAUCCCCAUAUCUCCAACACAGUUUCCUCAUCGUGGUGGCGACCCUGAUUCGGUCAUAACAUGGGCUGGAUCACCACCGUCGGAGGCACCCUACUCGUUGGAUUUUUGGUCUACAAGUUCCUACUACAGGACACGUCCAACGACCCGCAACGAGACUCCAAAGACACUUUUGAGGCUCUACCAUCGAAACCCAACCAUGCGCAGGCCCAGAUCGUCGUUUCGACCACCGAUGCCCAAGCCGAACUCGACAACAGCACCAUAUCAGAACCUCCCAUUAAAUUAAACCUUCCACCCAGUGAUUCCUCUUCGGUGGAGGAACCAGUUCGACCCGUGUCUAAUACACCAGUGAAAGAGGAGGUCCCAAAACAGGUCCCAAAUUUACAACUGCCAGUGAUGGCACCCCCACCCCCUCCACCACCCAGCACCAACAAGACGUCCUCCCCGCCACGACUGAAUCCUCCGGCCUCGUUUGGGUCCAUGGCUGCUCCGCCUCGUCCUGGCAACGGAUUCGUGCGUCCUCCACCUUCUGCCGCAGCAUCUUUAAGAGUUCCGCCUCAAAAAGCCCUGCUAAACACUUCCAUGGCGCCGACCUCGUCCAUCAUGCCACCGGGCAAACAGGUUUCUCGCAAAGUCAUCCUCGAACCCGGUCAUUCUCCACUCGACUGGGCUGCUUUGACCAACGACCCGACAGCGCAAUUACGUGGCAAAGAUGCACCACCUAACCUGAUUCGCGUAACACCGGCCCAGCUGAAGCACCAAAAUGGAAGGAAAGGCAGAGAUGCGUGGACUGUAUAUCACGGCAAAGUAUACAAUAUCACGCCCUAUCUUCCCUUCCAUCCUGGUGGAGUUGGUGAAAUUAUGCGUGGCGCUGGCAAGGACUCGGUCAAGUUGUUCAUGGAGGUUCACCCUUGGGUCAACUGGGAGGGCAUGCUCUCUGAGUGCCUUGUGGGCAUUUUCGUCUCAGAGGAGGAUGAGAGUUCUACCGAUCUGGAUGGAAUGGACUGAGCAGAGAGCCUGGAAUGGUUGCAUCUCGACGGUAACGAACUUUAUACAUGUACAGCAUUCAAGGGAAGGCCUAUGAUACCCUAUAGAAAGGUAAAUCUAGACGACAGUCUGAGAAGAGGCAGACGUUUGGUGGCCAUCACCAAGCGAUAGACUCGGCCUUUAUUGGCUUCGAGUACCCGAAAGCAGACGGAUACUAUCAUUAGCAGUCGGUGUGUCAAGUAUCUUUAUUUUGUCCCAUUUUAUGUCAUGUCUAUUUGGGUGUGGGUGUUAUCAACCCAGCUGGGAAUGGAUUCCUGCGGCUAUACCACGGCGAUUCUAGCUGGCGAGAACAGACCGUGUCGUUCCAUGGCAUGGCAUGGCAUAGCAUGCUGUAAAUCACCAUAAGUCGAAUGAAAGUUUUACAAUU
Molecule: messenger RNA, 1513 nt
Organism: Exophiala mesophila
Lineage: Eukaryota; Fungi; Ascomycota; Eurotiomycetes; Chaetothyriales; Herpotrichiellaceae
Exons: 1
Coding region: 163-1107 (314 amino acids)
Molecular function (GO): heme binding
Source: RefSeq, a predicted model, not a curated record